Molecule: messenger RNA, 1934 nt
Organism: Phyllopteryx taeniolatus (common seadragon)
Lineage: Eukaryota; Metazoa; Chordata; Actinopteri; Syngnathiformes; Syngnathidae
Gene: hoxd4a
Product: homeobox D4a
Exons: 2
Coding region: 661-1365 (234 amino acids)
Biological process (GO): anterior/posterior pattern specification; regulation of transcription by RNA polymerase II; embryonic skeletal system morphogenesis
Cellular component (GO): nucleus
Molecular function (GO): RNA polymerase II cis-regulatory region sequence-specific DNA binding; DNA-binding transcription factor activity, RNA polymerase II-specific
Source: RefSeq, a predicted model, not a curated record
AGGGGAGUAUAUGGUCGAUGAAAAGACUGCGAUGUAUUGACAUCCUCGGAUUAAGGCAAACAUCGCACACGCCUCCCCUGCUCUUGUUUCUCGGCUUAAUGAAUGAUUCCCAGAGGCGGCCAAUUGUUUGCGUGGCAUGGCAGCAGAAGAUGAAGGGAUGAGCUUGGUGUAACUUUUGGAUGACCCCCCCCCCCCCCCCCCCCCUUGACAAAGACAGUCGCCAUCAAUUGUCCUCACUCUGCUUUUAUAGCAGGGGGCUUCUUCUUUGUCGCUUUUCAAAAGCUCACAUGAGGGCUGCAGAGCUUGUUGGUUGCUUUACUCUCGUUCUUUUUUAGCAUUAAAUGAGAGGAAUAAAGUGGUUUUGUUCUCUCGGGGGGGGGGGGGGGGGGUGUGUGGACCUUAAUUUUGCAGACGUGCGAGCAAGCAGAUGUCUGAAGGUUUAUUUUUCCUGCAGGAGUCUAAUUAGGGGCAUAUUUGGAGAGGAUGAAAUUGCUCUUUAGUUGUAUGUUUACCCGUGCGAGCAGCAGCGUCACCUCCAUUGGCCCGCACGGUCACAUGGUCCGCUAACUUUAUUCAGUUGACACCAAAGUAGGAGGGCUUUAUGGAGGGAGGAAAAAAGACAACUGGAGAAAAAUUAGUAUUUUCUACCUUCACAAAUUAAUGGCCAUGACUUCGUAUAUGGUGAACUCCAAAUAUGUGGACCCCAAAUUUCCUCCCUGCGAGGAAUAUUCGCAGAAUAACUACAUACCUGAGCAGGGCUCGGACUACUUCAACCCCUCGCAGGACACUGACUUUCAGCACCCGGCGAUCUACCCACGCGAGAACUACACCGAGCAAGCGUUCGGCUGCAACUCAGUGCAGGAGUCUCCGGUGCAGCCGCGGGGUCACGUCCACGACACAGCCGGCCGGUCGAGCCCCUACGGCGCACAGACAGAGCCGGGCGACUCGGCCCACGUGGCCGCAGCCAGGACGUGUGGACAGCGGAACACAAAGAGCCCGAACGGCAUCCAAGGAAAGCAGUCCGCGGUAGUUUACCCCUGGAUGAAGAAAGUGCACGUCACCACGGUGAACCCGGAUUACACAGGUUCCGAGCCCAAACGCUCGAGAACCGCUUACACGCGGCAGCAAGUUCUGGAGCUGGAGAAGGAGUUCCACUUUAACCGCUACCUGACCAGAAGGCGCCGCAUCGAGAUCGCACACACGCUUUGCCUGUCCGAGAGGCAGAUUAAAAUUUGGUUCCAGAACAGGAGGAUGAAGUGGAAGAAGGACCACAAACUGCCGAACACUAAGGGCAGGUCGGUGCCGAGCCCCGGCCACCUGCAAAGCCUCCACAAGGACAACCACAUUGACAUCACCUCCUUAUAAACAAAGAAGAAAUUCACUUGCAUCGGACUUUUUGCAUGGAGUGAACUCGUUUUUUUGUUUUGGUUUUUUUUUACUAUUUUUUAUUUAACAAAAAAAAAACAACAAAUCAGUAUUGACCUUAGCCUAAGAUAUUAAAAUAAUAAUAAAUACAUAAAUAAAUCAGUAUUUUACCGCAGAGGUCCGACAUACUUCCGGCAAACAGGCACCACCAAUUCAAGCAAACAUUUUUUUGUUUUGAUUUUGAUUUUAUUUUUUUGAUUGGGGGGCGGGGGGCUCUGUGAGGACAUCCACUUUUUGUGGAUUUAACAGUGUCGUCUGUCGCGGAUUCACGCGGUCUUAUAGGCUUAAGUAGCUUUAUUUAGCACAGGGAUGCCAUUCGUUCAAAUGACACACAUGCAAAAAAUAAAAAAAAAAAUAAAAAAAAGAAAAAGCUCCUCUCUCAGUAAUGCACAAUUCACUUGAAGGAAAAAAAAAAUUGCAAGCAGGAAAGCAACUCAUACAUUUCGUUCUUACUUCGUUACGUUUGUUUUAACUUAUUUUGUACGAUAAGAAGCAUUUUUCCUUUUAAG